Molecule: messenger RNA, 5776 nt
Organism: Phanerochaete carnosa HHB-10118-sp
Lineage: Eukaryota; Fungi; Basidiomycota; Agaricomycetes; Polyporales; Phanerochaetaceae
Exons: 15
Coding region: 233-4726 (1497 amino acids)
Biological process (GO): transmembrane transport
Cellular component (GO): membrane
Molecular function (GO): ABC-type transporter activity; ATP binding; ATP hydrolysis activity
Source: RefSeq, a predicted model, not a curated record
UGCCUUGCCAUGCGACGCAAAUUGCACAACCUUCCAGAUACGCUCAGCCUCCCUUUGUUUCCGCAGACCCAUUCGCCGAACUCUCCGCGUCAUGCUCGGUGCAGACUUGACAGCGGCUUGCUUGUCCCGUUGCUAUAUAUCAUUGACCUGGACCUGUCCAGCUCCCCACUUCCCCCUCUCUUCCCACCGUCCCCACCCCCUCGGUCGCUCCCUCGACCAUUCCUAGCCCCGCAUGUCCGAUCAAGCGUCGCUGUCCGCUCCCGCCCAGGGAGAGGAACGCGACCAGGUCCCCGAGCUCCCGGUCGGCCUCAGCGCCCAUCCUAGCGCAGCUAAUCUCCACUCUUACCGAUCCAACGAGUCACUGCAUUCCACUAUUGAGGUAGUCCACCAUACCCCGGCUGGCAAUACCCCGGCCGGAAGCCAUCCAAAUGUCAACCUCACCAUGUUCGACCCUGCCGGCGUCAACGGCCUUAGUCGCACCCUCAGCCACAUCUCCCUUCCUCCUGAUACCACCACCGCCCCCGGUGCGAAAUCCAUGGAGUCCGUGUCCUCACAUGGCACUGCUGUCGGCGAAGCCUUUGAUCUGGAAAAGGUGUUGAAGGGACUCCUGCGAAAGGGCGACGAGGCUGGCUUGCCCAAGCGCGAGCUCGGUGUGAGCUUCGAAGACCUUCGGGUCGUCGGCCUGGGUGCAGCGGCGACCUACCAGCCGACGUUGGCGUCCAUGCUCAACCCCUUGAACGCUCUCAGGAAGAUUAACCGCGCACGGCAUCCUGCUCUCCGCGACAUUCUCAGCGGCUUCUAUGGUGUCGUCCGCCCCGGAGAAAUGUUGCUGGUGCUUGGACGCCCAGGCGCCGGUUGCUCGACUCUCCUCCGCACGCUCGCGAACCAGCGGGACGAGUACUACGCCAUCGAGGGCGAGGUGCACUACGACUCCUUCACGUCGGAGGAGAUCCACAAAUCCUACCGCGGCGACGUCCAGUACUCACCCGAGGACGACGUGCACUUCCCAACGCUCACCGUCGGCCAGACGCUCAACUUUGCCGCCAAGACCCGCACGCCCCACAGUCGCAUCUCGGGACACUCGCGCGACGACUUCGUGAAACUCACGACCGACAUCGUGACGACUGUGUUUGGGCUCAGGCACGUUCGCGACACGCUCGUCGGGGAUGCUGCCGUUCGUGGUGUCUCUGGUGGUGAGAAGAAGCGUGUCUCGAUCAGCGAGGCUCUCGCGACCCGGUCCGUCAUCAACUCCUGGGACAACUCCACUCGCGGCCUCGAUUCAUCGACGGCUCUGGAGUUCGUGCAGGCGCUGCGCAUGGCGACAGAGAUCGCGCGCUCGACGACCAUCGUCUCCAUCUAUCAGGCCGGCGAGUCGCUGUACAAGCUCUUCGACAAGGUCUGCGUCAUCAACCAGGGCAAGAUGGCGUACUUCGGGCGCGCGGACCAGGCGCGGCAGUACUUCAUCGACCUCGGCUACGAGCCCGCGAACCGGCAGACGACGGCGGACUUCCUCGUCUCGGUCACGGAUCCGCUCGGGCGGACCGCGCGCCCGGGCUUCGAGCAGCGCGUGCCACGCACGGCCGCCGAGUUCGCGGCGCGCUACGACGCGUCGCCGUUCGCACGCUGGAACCGCGAGGACAUCGCCGCGUACAAGCGCGAGGCGGUCGGCAACCCGCAGCGCGCGAGCACGUAUCGCGACAGCGUCAUCAAGGAGCACGUGCGCACGGCCCGCGCGACGAGCGCGUACAUCACGUCCAUCCCGAUGCAGGCGCGUGCGCUCAUGACCCGCCGCGUGCAGAUCUUGCGGGGCGGCAUCGCGCUCCAGGUCGUGAACAUUGCGGUUUUCAUCGUCCAGGCGAUCAUCAUCGGCACGGUCUUCGUCCGCCUUCCGGACUCGACAUUGACGUACUUCUCUCGCGGUGGUGUCAUCUUCUUCGCACUCCUCUUCGCGGCACUCACAGCACAGGCUGAGAUUCCCGCGCUGUUCGCGCAGCGGCCAAUCGUCUUGCGGCAGUCUCGCGCGGCGAUGUACUACCCGUUCAUCGAGUCGCUCGCGCUCACGCUCGUCGACAUGCCCAUCGCGUUCAUAACGCUCCUCAUGUUUUCCAUCGUCCUCUACUUUAUCGUCGGCCUCCAGCAAACCGCAUCGCAAUUCUUUAUUUUCUUGCUUUUCGUUUACACAAUGACGAUCACCAUGCGGUCCUGGUUCCGUUUACUUGCGGCGGCGUUCAAGACGCCUGCGCCUGCGCAGACAGUCGCUGGUCUCGCCAUCCUUAUCUUGGUCCUGUACACCGGCUACGCGAUCCCCCAGCCGUCCAUGAUCGGUGCCCUUCGGUGGAUCACUUACGUCAACCCGAUCCGCUACGGCUUCGAAGGCCUGCUCGUGAACGAGUUCCACACGCUCGACGGGCAGUGCGCGUCACUCAUCCCGUCGGGUCCCGGCUACGAAGGCAUCUCGAUCGACAACCAGGUGUGCACGACCCUCGGUUCGCUGCCGGCACAGGCGACCGUCGACGGGAACCGGUACGUGCUGCUCUCAUUCGGCUACGAGUACGCGCACCUCUGGCGCAACUUCGGCAUCGUCGUCGCGUACGGCAUCGGCUUCACGCUCCUGUACCUCCUCGGCACGCAGGUCAACACGCGCUCCUCCGCCGAGAGCGCCGUCACGCUCUACCGGCGCGGUUCUAACGUCGACGUCGAGCACGAGACGGGCAAUGACGAGGAGAAGGCUGCGAGCCCCGAGAUCGGCGCGAUGCAGGAGAAGGAGGUGGAGCACGCGAUGAAGGAGUCGCCGGCCAUGAGCGACAUCUUCUCGUGGUACCACCUCCGGUACGACGUCCCUGUCGGACACGGCAAGACUAGGCGGUUGUUGGAUGACGUCUCUGGCUAUGUUGCGCCAGGCAAGCUGACUGCGCUCAUGGGAGAGUCCGGUGCCGGAAAGACAACCCUGCUCAAUGUCCUCGCCCAACGGACAUCCAUCGGCGUCGUCACCGGCGACCGCUUCGUGAACGGGCACGCGCCGCCGCCAGACUUCCAGGCCCAGACCGGCUACUGCCAGCAGAUGGACACGCACUUGCCGUCGACGACGGUGCGCGAGGCGCUGCUGUUCUCCGCGCGGAUGCGCCAGCCAGAGAGCGUGCCGUACGCGGAGAAGGCAGCGUACGUCGAGAAGUGCCUGAAGAUGUGCGGGCUCGAGGCGCACGCGGAGGCGGUCGUGGGCUCGCUCGGCGUCGAGCACCGGAAGCGGACAACGAUCGGGGUCGAGCUCGCGGCGAAGCCGCGGCUGCUGCUCUUCCUCGACGAGCCGACGUCCGGGCUCGACUCGCAGAGCGCGUGGGCGAUCAUGUCCUUCCUCCGCAAGCUCGCCGACAGCGGCCUCUCGAUCCUCUGCACCAUCCACCAGCCGAGCGCGGAGCUCUUCCAGGUCUUUGACCGCCUCCUGCUCCUCCGCAAGGGCGGCCAGACGGUCUACUUUGGCGAUAUCGGCCCGAACUCGAGCACGCUCAUCAGCUACUUUGAACGCAACGGUGCCGUGAAGUGCGGUCCUGACGAGAACCCGGCUGAGUACAUCCUCACGUCUAUUGGUGCCGGAGCGACCGCCACGUCCGAGUUUGACUGGUACGAGAAAUGGAGCAACUCCAAGGAGGCCGACGGCCUGCAGCAGGAGCUCGAGCAGAUCCACGCCGAGGGCCACAGCCGCGGAGCAGUCGGCGCGACGUACAAGAGCGAGUUCGCGACGCCGUGGAUGUACCAGGUCGGGCAGCUCCUCCGACGUGACUGCCUCGCGCACUGGCGGGACCCGACGUACCUGCUCGCGAAGCUCGCGCUGAACAUCAUCGCGGGUCUGUUCAUCGGCUUCACAUUCUUCAAGAGCAAGGACACGCUCCAGGGCACGCAGAACAAGCUCUUCGCGGUCUUCAUGAGCACGAUCAUCUCCGUGCCGCUCACGAACCAGCUCCAGGUGUCGUUCAUCAACAUGCGCAACGUGUACGAGAUCCGCGAGCGCCCGAGCCGGAUGUACUCGUGGACGGCGCUCGUCACGAGCCAGAUCCUCUCGGAGGUGCCGUGGAACAUCUUCGGGGCGUCGCUCUUCUUCGUCUGUUGGUUCUGGACCGUCGGCUUCCCCACCAGCCGUGGCGGCUACACUUUCCUCUUCUAUUCCAUCGUCAAUCCCAUCUACUAUACUACGAUCGGACAGGCCGUCGCAGCGAUGUCCCCUAACACCGAGAUCGCGGCAAUUCUCUUCAGCUUCCUCUUCUCUUUCGUCAUCACUUUCAACGGUGUCCUGCAACCCUUCCGCGAGCUUGGUUGGUGGCGCUGGAUGUACCGCCUCUCGCCGUACACGUACCUGAUCGAGGGCCUCGUCGGGCAGGCGUUCGGCCGCCAGACGGUCAACUGCGCCGACGUCGAGCUCGUGCAGGUGAACCCGCCCUCGGGAAAGACGUGCGGCGCGUACCUCGACCCGUUCAUCAGCAACGCGGGCGGGUACAUCACGAACCCGGAUGCGAGCGAGGCGUGUCUGUACUGCUCGUUCCGGACGACGGACCAGUUCCUCCUGAACAGCUUCAACAUCGAGUGGGGCCACCGCUGGCGCAACUUCGGGUUCAUGUUUGCGUUCAUCGCGUUCAAUAUCUUUGCGAUAUAUGCCUUCACGUACAUCUUCCGCAUCAACAAGACCAACCCGUUCAAGUUGCUGUCCGCCCGUCUGCGACGGAACCGCUCGUAAAGUCACCUUCGUUAACGCCCUCGACACGCUUUAAGACGUUUUUUGGCUAUGAGAAUUACACGCCUAUUUAAUGUUGUUAGAUACCGUCCUGCUUUCGCUUCGGAAGUCCCUAGAGAUACCUUUAUUUGCAUUUACCCAAGUAAUUCUGUGGAACAUCAUGUAAUGGCAAGAAUAUUUGAAUUUGUUGACAACUGGAAAUCCCGGCUGAGAAAAACGCGCAGAAUUAAUAGUACAGUUCUAUGUUACCAUCCCGCGAGACAAUUCAAACGUCUCUCCUGUCUAUCCCGAUAUCAUUGGAAAUCUGUUCUGCGCGGUGACAGAGCUGUGUCAAGCGUCUUCAUACGCCGAGACACCCAAAUCGCGCAGCCUGCCCUUGUCAAUGUCGUACACCCACCCAUGCACGCCGACGAGCCUCGUCAUCCCGCGGACGGCAGGGUCUUGCGACCACGCGGCGCGGACGACGUCGGUCUGGAGGAGGUUCUCGACCUGCGCGCGGACGUUCGCCUCGACGAGCUCGAGCGACUCGGGCGCGUGCAGGUCGCGCGCGAGGUCCGUGAGCGGCGCGAGCCAGCGCUGCAGGGGCGACGUGGGCGCCGCGGCGGCGGACUGGGCGGCGGACUGGGCGGCGGCGAUGCACGCGGCGACGCCGCCGCAGUGGCUGUGGCCUGCGACGACGACGUGCUCGACGCCGAGCUCGACGAUGGCGUAGGUGAGCACGGACAGGACGCUGUCGUCGUGCAGGUGCACCUGGUUGGCGAUGUUGCGCGUGACGAAGACUUCGCCGGGUUUGCAGGCCAUGAGGACCGACUCUGGGACACGCGAGUCGGCACAGCCUAUCCAGAGGACUUUGGGCGCCUGGCCCUUUGAACACUGCUCAAAGAAUCCUGGCUCAACGCGGGCGACGUCGGUAGCCCACUGCGCGUUCGACUGCAGGAGACGGUUGAGAACGCCGGACGGGUCGCGGCGGACAGAGUGACCUGGCUUCGCAUAGCCGUUCGCAUGUGUAGGUUCUGAGACGAGGGUAGCAGACAUUGUCGCGAAUUCUUGUCG